Messenger RNA from Danaus plexippus (monarch butterfly), 9897 nucleotides. RefSeq names its product probable ubiquitin carboxyl-terminal hydrolase FAF (gene faf). Bases 146 to 7585 code for a protein of 2479 amino acids. The transcript has 50 exons. Gene Ontology annotation, cellular component: cytosol; nucleus. Gene Ontology annotation, molecular function: cysteine-type endopeptidase activity; cysteine-type deubiquitinase activity. The record is from RefSeq and is a predicted model, not a curated record. Gene Ontology annotation, biological process: protein deubiquitination; cell migration. Lineage: Eukaryota; Metazoa; Arthropoda; Insecta; Lepidoptera; Nymphalidae.
ACAUGUAUCAUAACAAACCUUACAAAUAUUUCAUCUAUUUUCGUUAUUACGUCAAAGUGCAUAUAUUUGUGAUUUUAAAUAUUUUUUUUCUAUAGUUUUGAAUGUAAUAAUAAGGAGAGGAAAUGGUUAGAGUGAUGUUAUAAUAAUGACAAUAUCAAUGAAGGAACAAGAUCAGAUGCCAGGGGAAAUGGUUUUCCCCGAGGCAAAAUUAAAAGCACUAGAGGAAAAAAUAUCACAUCCAAGAUGGGUUGUACCUGUAUUGCCAGAGCAAGAGUUAGAGGCUCUUUUGAUUGCUGCUACAGAAUUGGCGACAAGAGGUGAAGAUGUAAACAAUCUUGCGUGCCAGCAUUUCUACACAGAUUCAUUAACAGUUUCCUUUACGAAAAUUUUAACGGAUGAUGCGGUAUCAUCUUGGAAAAAUAAUAUUCAACAAUGUGUACGAUCGAACUGUGAAAAACUUGUGAAAUUAUGUGCUAUGAAGUUGGAUGACCCUAGAUUUCUACAUCUAUUGUAUAUGGCCUUCAAUCCUAAUAACAAAUUUCAUACAUUCAAUGCCUCUAGAACAUGUGAAGGGUUAUCAGUAACAAACUCUACAACUGCUGGGCAGGGCUCCACUCAGGAGACUGAAGUGUUUGCUAAAUCACAAGAUCAUCGAACACCUAGAGGAUGGCUGGUCCAUCUCAUAAAUGUAUUUGGUCAAGCCGGAGGUUUUGUUAAGCUUAGAGAAAGAUUUGAAAUGAUUAUGGGUUUCAAAAAAUCAGAUCUCACAUCAUCAGCAAUCAGUGAAGAAAAAGUAAUUAAUGAAAUAACAGAGAAGGAAAAUGAAGAAAAUAUAAGCAAUGUUACUGAAAGUAUCACAUCUCUACCUGAUAAUUUAGAGGGUUCCAUGACAAGGAGUGAACAGCCGUCAUCAUUGGAACAGUCAACAAGCGGUGAAACAUGUGUUAAUGCUGUUUGGCAACUUUUGCGACCUUUAGGCCUUUGUCAUGAACUUCUCACUCCACAUACUGUGACAGUUUACCUAUUACCAGUAUUGGAGUGCAUCCCAACACUUUUGGAAAGUCUUACUGAUGAAGAAUUGAAAAGAGAAGCCCGAGGUAGCGAAAAUAAGACUGACACUGUGUCCUGCCUCAUCAGAGCUUGCAAGUGUGUUUCUUUAAAGACUCCUCAGCAUCACAGUUUACUUAAAUCCUUAGAAAUGUUUCGACUCAAGAUGAUCCUACGACUGUUGCAAAUGUCUUCUUUCAAUGGAAAAAUGUCGGCUUUAAAUGAAAUUAAUCAGUUGAUAAGUACGAUAUCACAACAACCAAAACCAGAAUGGCUUACUCCCACUGUCAUAACGAAUUGGAUACGCGAAAAUAAAGUUGUAGAUAUAGUGUUGAGAGAUUCUCUGCAUCAACCCCAGUAUGUGGAGAGGUUAGAAAAAAUGCUUAGGUUUAUGAUCAAAGAAAACUCUUUGACGAGGGACGACCUGGACGCCAUCUGGAGGGCGCAACACGGAAAACACGAGGCCAUAGUCAAGAACCUGCACGAUCUUCUCGCCAAAUUAGCUUGGGACUUUACACCAGAUCAACUCGAUCAUUUAUUUGAUUGUUUUAAGGCUAGUUGGGCAACAUCCAGCAAGAAACAGAGCGAUAAACUCUUGGAAGUAAUACGCAGACUAGCCGAAGAUGAUAAAGAUGGCGUCAUGGCUAACAAAGUGCUGGUGCUCUUUUGGAAUUUGGCCCAUUCUGACGAAGUAUGCACGGAGAUUAUGGACGUGGCGUUAGCGAAUCUUAUCAAAAUACUCGACUACAGUUGCAGCCAAGAUCGUGAUGCACAAAAGAUACUGUGGCUUGAUAAGUGCGUGGAAGAGUUGAAAAGCAACGACAAGUGGGUUCUGCCGGCGUUGAAGAUGAUGCGUGAGAUCUGCUGUCUGUACGACGCGGGGGGCGGGGCCGGCGCCAGGCCGCACGUGACGCGCCAGGAGCUCAUCGACCGCCUGCAGACACAGCACUCGCUCGUCAUACUCGUCACCGACUCACUGACGCACUACAUGAACGUCGUGCGAACCAAGCUGGCCGGAGAGGGCUCAAUAGAUUGGGAGAAUUGGCUUCCAGACGGUCGUUACCCACAUGCUGCUCAGGUUCACGAAAGGCUAAGUUUUCUACGGUUUUUGCUGAAAGAUGGGCAAUUAUGGCUUUGUGCGGAACAGGCAAAGCAAAUUUGGAUAUGCUUAGCGGAAAGGCCUGCGCAUUUGGGGGACCGCGAAGCUUGUUUUCGUUGGUUUAGCAAAUUAAUGGGUGAAGAACCAGAUCUGGAUCCAAAUAUAAACUUGCAUUUUUUUCGGAGGAAUAUUAUGACAUUAUCACCUAGCUUAUUAACUCAUUCCGGAAUCAAAUGCUUUGAGAGAUUUUUUAAAGCAGUAAAUUCAAAAGAAGGCAAGCUUAAGGCUAAACGUCGUAGUUUUUUAAUUAAUGACGCUGAUCUCAUAGGAUUAGACUAUUUAUGGAGAGUAAUAACAGAGUGCGACGACGAGAUAUCAGCGCGCGGAAUAGAGCUGCUGCGCGAGGUGUGCACGUGCACGGGCCCGCAGCUGUCGGCCGCCCACCACCACGAGGCCUUCCUUACACACUGCUGUGCGCGCACACAGAGACUGCAGAAAGAUAUGGAUACGCAAGAUGAUGUCUCGGAAUGUUGUACUAGAAUGUGUAGAGUAAUUCGUGCCAUACAAGAAUAUAUAAACGAGUGUGAUAGAAGAUUCACUUCAGAGCGACAGAUACUGCCAGUGUACAGGUCGGGAAGGGGCAGGCAAUGCACUAUUAUAGUAAGAUUUAACUUUCAAACUGGACAAAGGCAAAUAGACGAUAUAGAACUGUUCUCGCAUUCAAACGAAACACUACAUUCGCUUCGUACGGCGGUCCAGAGAAGAUUAAAGUGCGCUUCUGAAAAUAAUAUAAAAAUAGAAAUGUACAUAAAUAAAUUAGAACUAUAUGUGAACGGGGAGCUACUAGACACAAGUCACGAUCGUAAAAUACUCUCUCAGAUACCUCUUAGAGAUAAAACUGUCAUUAUUGCUAAGGUUUAUGAUGGACAAGUAUGCGGAAGUGGUGGCUGCGGAUCCUCAAACGAAUCGAGCAGUGACUCCAGCAUCUCAUCCCCACCACUCCCUCCUACCCCAGAACAUGCUCUACCUGGCGUUAUUUUCGCUCAAGGCUCGUGGUAUUUACCUUUCAUUCUGGAGUUGGAGCAUGUCGGCAUCACAAAGGGACACGCCCCGCUAACAGAGGCCGCUCAUUUACUAUCGCAAAUAUGUCCUAGUCACAAACAAACCGUCGAAAAAUUAACUGAAGCUCUUUUAAGUCGUGAGGAUACUAAGUUAAGGGACAUGCUAUAUGGACCAGCCCCACCCACCGUUGCCUAUAAUGUUGAGGUCCUAUAUAGCAUGGUGAUGCCAUCGUCGGAGACUAGACUAGAAAGAAAUAGAAGUUUCCAGCUGGCCUGUGUAAAAAAAGCUCCGCUGUUAGUGCAGUGCUUAUCAGACAAUGAUUUUUUGAAAGAUGCUGCACCACACACGAGACGAGUCGGAUAUUUAGCUUUAGUAAGACUGGCGAAAUUGGCUUUGUACACAUUGGGACAUUUGUUUGAAAUUCUUGCACCAGACGGUUCCGACACCUCUUUAGAUAAAGAAUUUAGGAUGGAUGUGACAAUAUUAAGGGAGGCACUGCAAACUGUUCCGAAUCAUAAUUGUGAGCUUGUUGUAAAGGCAAUUGCCGAAAAGCUAGCCAACACCCUUGGAGAGCAGAUGGUGACAAGCAGUGAAGAGAGCCACUCAGUAUCGUCGUUGGUGUGGUGGCGCUUGCCCACUAUGGCCACCGUUCGCGCCCUCUAUGGCCUCGCCUACUCUGUGGCACAACCCGACCCAGACGGACUAGUGCACUCCGAUGAUGUUAUAUUGGUUCGAGAAUGUAUGGAAGUUGUCACGAUUUGCAUGGCGCUAGGAGGAGGACAUCUCGAAUCACUUCUACAUGAAACCUGGUGGCAGGAUACCGCGCUGUACUUAAUGAUCGAUUGUCCCAAUCCUCAGGUGCGCGUGUCAUGCGCCGAGCAACUGUUGUCGAUGUGUGCGUGGGGUGGGGGCGGGGGCGCGCGGGGGGCGCUGGCGGCGCUGGGCGGGGCUCGCGGGGCCGCCGCGCCGCGUCUCACCACACACGCCAGACACGCACAGCAGUUCCUACAGCUGCUGUGUCGACUGGUGGCACUCGCAGGACCCACCGCGAGAACACUGGAGGAUCUCGCUAUUGAAGUGGAGUACUUGCGUGCCGUCCGCGAUAAUCCUGCAACUUUAGAUGACACUUUAUUGGAAGGUCAUCUCAAUCUUACCAAAGAAUUAUUCACCCACGUCCCGGCUCAGGUGAAGUUCCAAUACGGCGCACAUCCUGACCACAAAGACUCGGGCCUCAUUAGGGAAGUGACAACUGAGUUCCUGUGGCCGUAUUCGUGGGCGUGGUGUCAUAUGAGUAACGAACUGUCUGGCGACGAGGACGGCACUAGCGAGGAGGAGUGUGAGGGUGUAGCCCCGCUCUGCCGUACACCCGGCGCCGCAGCCGCUGCAACCGAUCUACUGCUGGCUCUGGUGCAUGCUUGCGUUCCUAAUAUGGCUGCGCUUGCCAACUUACUUGAACAGAUGUUCUAUAGUGAUAAAAACAUGGGUCUAUCCGAGUGGGAGUACAUGCCUUGCGUGGGACCGCGGCCGCCGGCCGGGCUGGUGGGUCUGAAGAACGCGGGCGCCACGUGUUAUAUGAACUCCGUGUUACAACAACUGUACUGCGUGCGAGCUGUACGGGACGUGCUCCUAACAGUACAGGGGGCUGCUACUGACCCAAAUGAAGAUUUUUCCGGCGAAACGCAUCAUCACAGUAUUUUGGAAAAUAACACAGAGAAUAACGCAGACUAUAAUAUCACUAUACUUAAACAAGUGCAGGCCAUAUUUGCCCACUUACAUUAUAGCAAACUUCAGUAUUAUGUACCCAGGGGGCUUUGGGCACACUUCAGGUUACAAGGUGAACCCGUGAAUUUACGUGAACAGCAAGAUGCCGUGGAGUUUUUCAUGUCUCUGGUGGAAUCCCUCGAUGAGGCUUUAAAAUCGUUGGGACAAGAACAACUUAUGGCGAAAACGAUGGGAGGAACAUACUCCGAUCAGAAAAUUUGUAAGGGAUGUCCACACAGGUAUUGCAAAGAAGAACCAUUCAGUGUAGUUUCCCUGGACAUAAGAAAUAUGUCGCGCUUGCAAGAAUCUCUGGAAGCGUACGUCAGAGGAGAGCUUCUGGAGGGGGCCGAUGCUUAUUACUGCGAUAAGUGUAACAAGAAGGUUGUAACCGUGAAACGUCUGUGUCUCAACAAAUUACCGCCAGUCCUAGUCAUACAGCUGAAGAGAUUCGAAUACGACUUCGAGAAAGUUUGUGCAAUAAAAUUCAACGAUUACUUUGAAUUUCCGCGAGAGUUGGAUGUAGAGCCGUACACGGCGUGGGGUCUGGCGCGAGCCGAGGGCGACGCGUCCCUGUGGGAGGGCGGAGAACGUACGGAGACUCACUACCAGCUCAGCGGGAUCGUGGUUCACUCCGGCCAGGCCUCCGGAGGACACUACUAUUCAUAUGUACUACUUAGAGACAACGCCGGUGACGCGGGUCGAUGGGUGAAGCUGGACGAUGGCGAGGUGUCGGAGUGCGCCAUGCAUGAUGACGACGAAAUGAAGGCUCAGUGCUUCGGCGGAGAGUACAUGGGAGAGGUAUUUGAUUCGACCAUAAAGAGGGUGUCAUACAAGAGACAGAAGAGAUGGUGGAACGCUUACAUGCUGUUUUACACACGAAAGGACAUGAUUGAUACAUCCGGCCUCGAGAGAAUCAUGCAAAACGUAACACUCAAGGAAAGUGCCAUACCCAAACCUAUCUGGAAUUCGGUUCGUCGCAGUAAUAUCGCUUUCUCACACAACCAGGACCAGUUCAGUUUGGAACAUUUUAAUUUCAUGAAGAAGCUAUGUUGUAUGCGUAUGCAAGUGUUACCCGGCUCACAGAGCGCGGUAUGGGGCCCAGAGCACGAGGAAAUGUCGAUGUUAGCUGUACAGUUAGCAGCUAAAUUCUUGUUUCAAGUUGGUUUCCAUACAAAGAAAACACUACGUGGACCCGCUGCAGACUGGCAAGACAUACUCUGCCAGCAUCUGAGAUGUUCUCAGGCAGUCAGAACUUGGUUUGCGACCGACCUGUUCAAACAUUCUCACAGGUUAUGUGACUACUUACUGUCGUGUCCAUCGGCUGAAGUAAGAGUUGUAUUUAUGAAAAUCAUCGUGUUUUUGGCUCAUUUCUCCAUACAGGACUCGCCAGUGAGCUGCGGCUACGGGACGUGGUGUUCACGCGAGGAGGCCACCUCUCUAUCGGAUCAGGUUAUAUGUGCUGCUCGUGCGUUGGCGGUGCCUCACGCACACGCACACGACCACCGACACCUGCCGCUGCUGUUCAACCUAUUCCACGCGUACGCUAUGCUGGGAUUGGGGGAGAGACACCAGCUGCUUAGGCUCAAGAUACUCGACAUAGUACUGACAGUCUGUUUGGAAGAUUCGUCCUCGUCGCUUGGAAAAUAUCAGUAUCCGGAAUCUGCUAAAAUACAUCAGGUUGUCUGUGCAUUGGUGCGUUGUUGUGACGUGAGCGCUCGUUGUCAGUCGGCUAACGCCAGUGAGGGCGUCCUGCCGCUGGCGAACCCGUACGCGGACGCGGCGCACGCGCACUCCCCGCGACCCGCACUGUCCGCAGCCGCAGCUGACGUGCUCUACAACCGCACCGGGUCUUACAUGAAGAAACUUACUGAGGAGUGCUGCGGGUGUGAAGAGGGUAUCCGACUGCUUCAGUUCAUGUGCUGGGAGCAUGCUGGCUGGUCUCGCAUGGCGCUGGCCGAGCUGCUGUGGCAGAUGGCGUACGCGUUCUGCCAUGAACUGCGGAGACACGCGGACGCACUCACGGCACUCCUUCUAAUGGAAGAUAGUUGGCAGCAUCACAGGAUACACAACGCUAUCAAGGGCGUGUCAGAGGAGCGACCCGGGCUUCUUGAGACAGCAUUGCGGGCGCGAAGUCACUACCAAAAACGAGCGUAUGCUUGUGUGAAGUUGGUUGUAGGAGUAAUGUGUCGCACUCCGCUCGCUGUACGAGCUGUGCACGCGCAGUCCGACGCGCGAAGACGUUGGAGACAACUUCUAGCGUGGCUACAGGACGAGCUCGAACGCAAGUAUGGAUCCGGAGGUUACGGGUCAUACGGUACUUGGUCUCCCCCCAGCCUGUCCAACGAAACGUCAAGUGGAUAUUUCCUGGAGCGUAGCAACUCAGCAAGAAAGACUCUCGAAAAGGCCUAUCAACUCUGUCCGGAGGAGGAAGAAGAAGAAGAGGAGUCGCGAGAUGCCGGCUCGGGCUCGGGCUCCGGCGAGGCCGGUGACGAAAGUGGUGACGACGAUGCCCCCGAUGACGAGGAGCCCGCGCCGCGCCGCCUGCAGCUUGCGCCACCCGCCCCGCCUGCGCCUCCAGCACCUCCGGCACCUCCCGCGCCGCCCGCCGGCCUGUGAGCCUCAUGCUCUAGUCCGCGUCUCGCUGCCGCGCCCACGCCACGCUCGCGCCACGCCCGCGUCAAGCCCGACCGUAGUUUUGUUCUGUGAUGUUAACGUUACGUGUAUACUCGACGACUGGCGACGCCCGGCCCGCGGCUCCGUCGACGCUCCGUUUACUUUUAAUCGUUUAUGUAACAUAAUGUUCCGCUUUAAAAGUACCAUAGUAUUUAUUUUAUUCUUUUUAAGACUUAUUCAUUACUUAUUAUUCGAUAGAAGAAUUUAUUUUCGAUCUACGAGUAGCAUAUUUUAAAUGUUUUUAUUACAAUAAAGUGAUAACGUGUUCCAACUAAUUCCGAUUCCAUGUACACGCAUCUAACAAAGCCACGUUUUAUUACACGUUCCUUCGACCAUUGCAUCCGAAAAGUAUGAACUAUGAAUUUCAAAAACUAUUCCUAUAAGGAAGUAUCUUUAAAUAAGUUUGGAAUCAAUGUAGUGUUACAAGAGAGUUAUAAAAGCUGUAUAGAGUUUUAAUCGAAAACUGAAAACAUAUUAAAUUUUAUUCAGAAGUUAGUUAUAAAGUGAUUGCUAACAGAAAUUUGGAUUAUAAUUGAACCGGAAAAAAAUAAUAAGUUUAUAAUGUUUUAUAAAAAUAACUAAUAAUUUUUAUUGUAUAAACGACAGAUUUUAAUUAUAAUGAACGGUUUCCGAUACACAACAAAUGUAACCAAAAGGAGUACGUUUAUGGAAUUCAUUGAGUCUUCAUCACUAUUAUGUUAGCAAUAGUCUUUUUUUUCGUUUUCUGGUGUAAUUUAAUUUUUAUUAUUUAACCUCCUUAGAUGUAAUGCAUAAUUUAUAUAAAAAUAUCUUAUUUAGUUACACGUUGACUGCACAUUGAGAUGAUUAAGGCCGGAUUAUAAGAUUUCGGCGUAUAGGCACUGUGCGUUAAUGACGUUUUUAUGACUUUAUUGCUAGCUUUAUAUUAGUAACAAAGCGUGUAGAGAGUGUAGAUAUGAUAGCGGUAUUACACACUAGUCUAACAGGAAAAUGUUGCCACGUCGACUUUCUGCUUUGUAUUAUAUGUUAUUUAUUUUUAUAUUUCAUAAAAGUGGUUGUAUAUUUUUUCCUUUAUUUUAGUGGUUAAAUCGUGGCGUCUUUCAGACUAUCAGGAUCAAUAUGGCGUUGUUUGCGUUAGGACAACGAGAAAUAUUCCGAUACAUUUUACAGCACUUCAUGCUCGGUGAACACAGCGAACUAUUUCAACCACACUUAUUAGACUGUGUAGUGAGUAAUAAUAUAUAUAUAUAUAUUUUGUUUAAAAUAAUUUUAUUCUAUAUUUAUAGUUACUGCAAUAAAUGUAUUCGAUAAUGUUAAACCACUGAUUGUUGGUUCCGUACAGCUUGUUACACGUUAGGAACGUAUCGAUCGGAUAUUAAUUAAUGAAUAUUGGUCGUCGAGACCUCGUGCCUUAUAUUAAUUUCCGUUGCUCAAUUUGUUACACCUGAUAGUCUGUGCCGUCUUUAAAAAAAAAAAUGUAUCUUCAAAUCUCAAUAAGAUCAAUUUCAAAUCAUUAACGCUUGGCUUAACGUUUUGUAGAUAUUUUAACACAAUAAAUCUUAACGCUUGCAUUAGUGUGAUUAUGUAACUGAAGCAUUUUGUAUUAUGUAUAGCUUGGUGCAGUGUCGGUUAGUUGUUGUUAUCUUUAUUACCAAAGAUGCAUAUGUAAGAUGCUGGGCGUUCGGCGACCCUCUCUUCAUAGCUUAGUGAUCGAAAUGUUUUGUAUCUUUUAUAAAACGCAAAAAGUUAAGGAGUUUUUUUUUUUCUUUUUGUUAACAAAUGAAAAUUGUGAUGGAUCUUAGGAUUAGAUAGGUGAGAUAAAUGUGUUGGUGAGACUUGAUACAGAAACUGCCAAAUACAUUCUACAAAUGUCGAACAUGUGGGAGAUACAAAAUCGUGUAAAUAAUCAUAAUGACCAUUUAAAAAAAAAAUCUUUUUUAUCGUUGUAUAACCAAAUAAUGUUUUUGAAAUGAUAAAUACAGUUGUUUUCAUUUUUAAAAUGCGUUUUGAACGUAAGUUUGCGUGGAAUUUCCAUAAGUAAAUAGUACAGCAAGUAGAGCCGAGCCAGUUGGUUGAUUUACAAAGAACGCAUGCCUCACCUGAACAGUGGAAAAAAAAAAAAUAUUAUUCAUAGAUUUAUUAUAAGUUGAGUUUUGUAUACAGUAUAAUGUUUCUAUGGCAGAUAUGUAACGAAUGGCAUUUGACAUUAAAGAAUGCUCACUGAAAGCAUUCACACGAAUAUAAUACAUCAGAAAAUAAAUUACGAAAAUUCAUAA